Molecule: messenger RNA, 1492 nt
Organism: Mytilus trossulus (common blue mussel)
Lineage: Eukaryota; Metazoa; Mollusca; Bivalvia; Mytilida; Mytilidae
Exons: 2
Coding region: 8-520 (170 amino acids)
Source: RefSeq, a predicted model, not a curated record
CUUUGGAAUGAUCUUUAGUCAUGGUGCAAUGGUCAUCAAUUUCGGUGGAAAGGAAAUAAUACAUAAAGACAAUGAUAGGGAAGUUGACUUUGUUAUUCCUGGCAUUUUGCGUGUUGGUGGUAUGUUUGAUGAACGAAUACCUAAUUUGAAAGGCAGAGUUGCAUGCGUUGGAUUUUACAAUGAUAUGUAUGAUCCACUUCAAAGUGAUUCAGAACAACAUUGCAUGGCUCCGACAUGGACAAAUAACAUGCCAAAUUGUUCAACAUCAGCAAUCCAAAGAACUGAAACACCGGCUGGUCAUUUUAAGAAGGAAGUAAAUAUACAACUCAGCAAUUUAAACAUGAUAUCCACAAGUUCGGAAUGUACUCGUCUUCGAUGCGCUCUGUCAUGUCUGAGAGACAAAAGAUGCCUGUUUUUUAGAUAUGCGCCAUCAGCGUCAGGAUGUUCACUUUGUACUUUGUAUGAUAUCAGUGUCAAGGGAACGGGUGCAGGAGACAAUUUCUUGUAUAAAUGGAUUUAGAAAUUAGAUAUAGUACAGAACGGUUUUACACCAAAAUAAAUGCAUAUUAUAUAUGUCACUUUUUAUGUGAAAUCACUUAUCGUCUUAUAUGUAUGGAUAUUUUUUCUAUUUAUAUCUCAAAAUGGUUUUAAAAAAAAAGGAAACUUAGGGACUUUCAUAACUUUUCAAUUUAUGCUUAUGACUCUCAACUGAUCUAUGUUUUAUCCUUUGACAGUGUCCGAAAAACAAGAGUGGACUUUUUUCCACGAUAAUUCGAAAACCGAUGAAAUAUUUAAUUAUUACGAAGAUAUGUGUUUUUUUUUGUCUGGCGUGAUAUUAAGGAAUAACAGUAUUAUAUACGAAGAGCUACCACUGUCAGUUCAUAAUUUGAUAGUCGUUAAUAAUGAAUAACCAUGAAACACAUAAAUUACAGUUUAAUCAUUCAAAAUGUAAUAGUUUAACAUGUUUUACAAUUCCUAAGAAUGAAAAUUGGGUUCAGACACAAGUUUCUUCUCAAACUCUUAUGUAUUGCAAUAUGUAAAUAAAUUAUUUUAGUUAUCUUAAAAAAGAUUUGGAACAAAAAAAUAUUAUUAAUAACUGUUCAAAGAAACAUUUCAACAUCUCAUUAAAAUGUGGUCUGAAGUAUAUCGAAAAUAAAUAAAUUGUUGGUUAUUAUAGUCCAAAUAUACACUAACAUUUGUACCUUAACAAGAUUAAUAAAUCAUAUAUAACUAGAAUGGAUACUGACCCAUGUUUAAAUGUGGAGCAUUAUGAGGCCUUGUACAAUUUCCUGUAUACAAAUAUAUCAAAAGCUUGUUAUGCACGUUUAAUUUUACUUUUAUUCUUGUCUUUCAUUUUGCUUAUGUGCUUUGGGUACUUGCCUUUUGAUUUUCUUUGAUACAUGUGACGUCACUCUGUACUUACACAUCCCGUUAUUGUGCUAUUGUAAAACAUACCGUUAUUGUGCUUUAAUUGUAAAAAAAAUUGUAUUCC